AUGUUCCAAAAUUCACAUACUAAUAAUUAAUUUUCAUUCCACUCUACGAUUAAAUUCAAAAAAUUACCUAAGUUGGAACCUCUGUUUAAAUAAAUCAAUCAAGUUGUUCCUCAAAAUACCUAAAGAGGAAGAAGCUUUAAAUACUAUUUAUUUAACGUAACUGGAGGAUAAUGUAAGUUUAGAAGGAAAACAUGUACAUGUUCUGAGUGUGGAGGAACAAAUACAUUCGUUGAAAAAUAGAAUGCUUUGUAACCCAUAACAUACAUAAGAGCACAUCAUGUAAAAAAAAGAAAGAGAAAGAUGCAUCGUAAUAAAGGAGGUGGUAGACAUCUGUCAGCUAUGAUUACUAGAGUCCCUCUUAAAAUUGAGGAUAUUACCAAUCUUAUCCCAACAAGAAAAGAAAGAAAAGCAAAAACAUUACUUCAAAACUAAUUUAUUGAAUAAACACUAUUAAAAUGUAAAAGACUACUGACAAAAGAUGACUCUACUAUUGGCUAUGAAUAUUUUUUUGCUAAUGAAUUAAAAAUUGCUUAUUAAACUUAAGAAUUUAUGACUAAUAGUACAUUUGAAAAAACUCCAACUUAAAUCAAAUAAUAAAAUGGUAAUUUAACUGGAAGUCAAAGAACAAUAGAUGAAUCUUAAGUGACAAUUGCUUAAAAUUUGAAUAUUAAUCAAAGUUAAGUCUUAAAUAUUCAACUUCCUAAAAUAAAUUACAAAAUUAAACAAAAACCUUCGUUAUAUAGUCCUAGAAUCUAUUAGGACAUACUUGAAUCCCAUAAUCUUAAACCAAAUAAGACUGUUGAUAAAUAUAUAUCUUAAAGUACUCAUUGUUCGCCAGUCAAUAUCAAAUUACCCUUAAUUAGUUAAAAAAAAGUGAUCUAAACCAAAAGAAAGAAAUCAGAACAUGUUUAUUUGAAAGGAUCUCCCUUGAAAUUACUGCAUGAAUUAAAAUCUUAGAUUUUAUUAUAAAAAAAAAUGAGCAAAUAAUGA
Paramecium pentaurelia is the source of this 990-nucleotide messenger RNA. Lineage: Eukaryota; Ciliophora; Oligohymenophorea; Peniculida; Parameciidae. The record is from the annotation of a GenBank genome assembly.